GGCGUGUAGAAGACCAGCGUCAAACGAAAAAAUCUUUACACUGGGCUAAGUCGUCGAGCAAACUGAACUGGGAAAAAAUUUUCAGGUAGGUUUUAAUCAUUCUUCCUAAAUAUAAAAUUCAGAGAAAAAAAAAACUAUGCGAGAUGAAAGUGCGACAAUUUAAUUUGAUACGGGAAUUGCUAAAAUUACAAUAGGCCGUGCAGCUGCAAGCGAUCUGCAUACUAGAACAAAAACUGUUCAAGCAAAAACUUCCAGACCACAAUAAAGCCAAAGGGAAAGAAUUGAAAGUUAUGUGGCCAUGGAUAAACUUGCUCUUGUCUUCAAAAAAUUCCUUUCUUCUUAAUGUCCAACUCCCUCGAGGAUUUAGUUUGGUGAGGCUUGGUCGCGCCUUUGUCGAUUAAACCGCAGUGCAGUGAAAAACCGCAUUCUAGUUUACUGCGUAAGACUCGUCCCUUACAAAUAUCACAUGUUAUGUUAAGCUUUGCUCUCUAAACCAUAGAAAAUUGGCAUCUUUCGUUCCUUUGUGUGGCCCACUGCACGAAAAAUUGGAUUUAAACAGAUUUGCAACUGAAGUAAAUAUGAUGCAAAUUUAGGCCUCCAGAUUUGACCUAAAUUCGCAAUGAAAGCAAUGAUGAUGCAAAUACAGAUAUUUAUUCCCGUUGUAUUUGCGCGCAAAUGUGAAGUAAAUAUAAUAUUUACUUUAUCUUUGCUUUAUUUUUGAUACCUCCGCAAAUCAACAAAUUUGACUUACAUUUAUACAGAUUUGCUCUAUUUGCAAAGUAUUAAGUUUGCUUACAGCACAAAAUGUAGGCAAAUGUGGUGUAAAUCCAUUUGUUUGCAUCAUUGUUUUACAAAUGUUGUCGAGGCUUCAAAUAAAAACAUUUGCACGUGUUUUAUUCAUGUUUUGCUAAAGGAGCAAAUAUGCUCAUAUACAUAAAUUCCCUGACUUUUCACUGACUUUGAAGUGAUGUGCAAGAAAUUUUCUAAUAACGCGUGCAACAAGAAGUCUUGCAAAGAGAGCAAAUGGCCGGGUGACUGCGGGCUCUGUAAACCCAAGAAGGUACAUGGAGAUCCCAGGCAAGGCAUAAUUGAAUAUCCAAAAAGUCAAAGAUAAGUCUUAAAACCUGUCUCUUCUCUCAUCCUUCCAACCAAAAUCAACCAACAUAAAUUGGGUGUAGCACAAGGCUCAGUUACGCCUAAUAAAUCAGACAUAACUAACCAAUAAUGACGGUGAUUUUACUUGUGACAUUUAGGUUAUUCGAUCAGAUUGACCCGAAACAUGAUUCGGUUUGCCUAAAUAACGCAUCGGUUAAUCCAAAAAAACACCCCGGUUAGUUGGCAUAUAGUUGAUUUGGGUAGCUUGCGGCUAGCCCUAGGGACUAGGGUUUCUGACUCGCAUAGCUUGCGAAUAAUUUCGGUUGGCUUAAACUAAACUUUGGUAAGUCUAAAUAGCGCUCUGUUUAGUCUAAGUGGAACUCUGGUCUGCCUAAGUUAGCUUAUGGUUAGCCUUUUCAUUGGGGUUAGGGAUCCUGGUUUGCAUGCCUCGCACAUUGUACACACUCUCAUAAUUUUAGUGGUACUCAUUCAUUUAGAUUUCUUUCACCACUGGGGCUUAGUUGACUUUUGACAUUUUUUUUUUUUUUGCACGGAGACUCUUAAGGGAAUUUUUUAAAAGUUGUGCUAAGUGGGGGUUGUAGUUGACAUUAUUAUGAUACAAACUAUAACACAAGAAUAAUUCUGUUUACAUAUCAAAAGCAGGAUGGUUUGCGUCAAAAUGAAGUCAACGCAUGCGACAGAAAAAUGGGCUCUUCAAAGAAACAAGAGUUUGCAAUAGAUGGAUUCAGCUAAAGGGUUUACAUCCUUGUAUUACAUCCAAUUCAAAUCAUGUGAUGAAUCAUUUACGAGAUUACAAUUGUUCUGUUCGUACAUACCCCCAUAGAAUCAGUUGCAUGACAAAUUGCACAGUUGUAACCUUCCAAAUGAUUUAUUUCAUGGUCUGAAUUGGGUGGCAACAAGGAUGUCAACACGUUAGCUGAAUCUGUCUAUUAUGGCAAACUACAAGAGGUGUAAAUAAUAAACACAUGUCAUGGGGUAGAUGAACAUUCCCCCCCCCCCGAGAGCAUUUAGUUUUAUUUUUACAAAGUUUGGAAUUAAUACAGGUAUUAUUUUGUUGUAAUUUCCAUUUUGAGCCUCUGAUUUGUAAUGUAUGUAAUAAUAAUAUAUUUGUAAUUUCUGUUCACACUUUGUACUUAUUCUCAGGCUGCUUUGAUAUCUUAUUAAAUAGGCAAAAAUAAAUUAGGUAAAAGAAAAGCUAAAAAGAUGUUGGUAUCCUUAGUGUGUUAAACUAAAUUGUCAUACAAGGAAAAGCUACCUUAAUUCAAAUGACACGGAAAAAUGUUGGUAUCCCUAGUGAUACAAAUCCUAAACCAAAAUUGUAACACAAAAAAAUUGUGUUGGUAUCAUUUGUGAUGAAUCUCCUAAUUAAAACAAAUUCGUAAGACAAGAAAGAGCCACCUCAAUUCAUUACACCUUGCUACUCUACUUUUCCAAUCAAGUAAAAUUAUGUCAUUUUUCUUGCUUUCAAUAAAUAUCUAAAAGGUAGAACCCACUGUAUUUACUGGUCCAGAGCUGGUUUUCUAAAAAAAAAGAAGACAACCAAGGGGGAUUAUUUAACCACAACAUUCAUUGGAAAAAUGAGCUGUGGUUCCAUAAUCAACAUGCAUAGACAAAGUGCAUAGUAUUUGUAAUAGAUUCACAGUACAGAAUAGGCUUCUGCUAACUUAACAGAUGACACAUCUGUCCUGUCCCAUUGUUGGUGCACUGCCUAAAGAUGAAACAUCUGGGCAGCUACAAGCUUCCACAUACUCUGCAAUGAGAACUGGCUUGUGAAUUGGAGUUAAACAUUUUGCAGUUUACCCAACAACUCUUUGAAUUUAAUUUCUUGCUGACAUCAUGCACAUUUACCACAGUGAGGAGUCUGGAAAAGGGUACAUUUCUAGCAAUCAUAUUGCUUUUUAAAUCCAUAAUCAGUCUCACAUUACAUAGUAGGCUUCAGCUAACUUAACAGAUGACACAUCUGUCCUGGUGUGCUGCCUAAAGAUGAAACAUCUGGGCAACUACAAGCUUCCACAUACUUUGCAAUGUGAAACCAUGACUAAAGAAUCGAAAAAUUAUUAUACACUUCAGAAUUAGGCUACUGUAGUGGCUUUUUGUAUAAAUGAUACCAAUUUCUGUGUUACAGAGUUUAAUACGGGUUAAUUUUUAAAAGGUAGCCACACUGAUUUGUUGAUUUGACUGUCUGAACUUACUACUUAUUCCCAGGCUGCUAUGAUAUCUCAUCAAAUAAGGUGUGUUGAUGUCGCUAAGGCAAUAGCUAAUACAAAUAAAGAGGUUAAUGAAAAGUACAAAUAUGUCGGUAUCCUUAGUGAUGAAUCUCCUAUACUUAAUUAUAACAAAAGAAAGAGCCACCUUAAAUCAAAUGAUAAGUAAAAAAAGGUUGGUAUCCCUAAUGAUAGAACUCCAUAACCAAAAUACUAACACAAGAAAAAGAUAUGCAGUUAUCCUUUGUUAUGAAUCUCCUAAACUACAUGUAACACAAGUAACAGCCACCUUAAUUCAAAUGAUAAGUAAAAUGUUGGUAUCCUUAAUGACACACUAAAAAGAUUGUAUUGGUAUCCUUACAGAAGAAUCUCCUUAUCAAUACAUAAUAUUAUUGUAACACAAGAUGGAGCCACCUUAUGUAUCUCUGGGUUAUUCCAUGCUGUUGUACUGUUGGCUAUGCUUUCUUGUGAUACAGACAAAUAAAAAAUUAUAAAGCACUUGUAGAGUUUUAAUUUUAAAUUUAAUUUAUGAGCAAUACUUUGGAUAUUUCAUUUUCAAUCUUAUUUUAAUUUUUCUCUUAUUGUUGAGCGCUUUUGAAUAUUAUUUUAUAGUAUCAUGAUUAAUUUGCUAUCACUAUAGUUAUACAUUAACAACGUAUAUAUGAAGUUUGAAAUUUGAUACCAAGAUCUUAAAAUUAUGUCUGUAAUGACUGAAUGUUUACCAUGAGGUAAUCUAAUGAAGCCCUGGCCUGUGGGUUAUUCCCUAAGCAGUGUUUACUGAGAGACAGAAGGGACUUGCAUCCAAUCUUGGUUGCAAUCUGCCUCAACAGGAGGCCAAGGGAAUAAACAUCACUAGCAUAUGAUGGUAGAUGAGUGCCUGCCACAACUUCAGGGGCAAUGUGUUUGUAUUUUUGUUUGUAUGCCUCUUGUUCUUCUUUGGACAAAUGUACAGUUCUUUGAAACUCUCUUCCUGUGAUGCAGUACAUAACAGUCAUCAAAGUUGUACAAAGUGCCACACUUUGGACACACAACAUACUUCAUGAAUUCAUCCUUAUCGAUUCCAAGUUGUUUUUUUAAUAAAUGCAGGGAUUUUGGGAAUAAUGCUGCAAAACUUCCAAUGGAAGGAAUGACUGUUGCCAAACUGUCAAAAACAGCUCUUAAAAAUUCUAGAAGAAUUUCUAGAGCAUUAUCUGAAAUUACACAAAAGGAAGACCACAAGCACAAGAAAAGUAAAAUCCAACGAAUAAUGCUAUUCAUACUCUCUCGUAAUCCUUGAGCAGGAUUGACAUCGACUGAAGGAAGCUGUCCAGGAAUAGUUGGAAAAUCUGUGUCAAUAUCUUCAUCAUCAAGAUUCCAUACUUGAUGAGUUAGUUCUGGUCCCAUCCUUUUCAGAGGACAAAAUAUCAUGCACUAACAAUGCAUCCUCCUCUUCUAGUUCUUGGACAUUUGUGCCUGAAGGUCCUGUAAGGAAAUAUUGCGUUUUAUUUUAAUAAACCAUUUCAAGUAUCAUUUGUUCGUUGUUGUACGUUGUUGUACGUUGUUGUACGUUGUUGUACGUUGCAUAAUGUAAAGGCAUUACAUAAUUAUUAUGAGAAAGUGAUUUGGUAUAUACACUUCAUUGUGGUGUAAAAUUUUGCAGAGAAAAUUUUUCAGGGAACUUUUUGGGAUCAUGAAAAACAAGCAAAAGAGUUAAGUGCCACAUGGUACAUUUAUUUCACACAAAGGAAGUUAUUGUGCAAUUAAAAACAAGAGAACAAACAAUGAUAGGUAACCAUACUCAUUUAAGAGAAAAAUGAUGACUUGCCUCUGGUACAUAAAGUAAAAGACAAUUUUUGAUGUGUGUGCUAUUAACACUAAAACUGUACACAGUAAGGAUGCACCAUGCAGUUUCUGGUGUUAUUGAUAUUGUUUUUUCUAUCAGAGAAGCCACAGAUAAAUGCAUAACAGCUGGGUAAAAUCCCUUGCCAACACAACAGUAUAUGAGAAUACUGACAAACUUGUGGCCUCUGAAAAGUAAAAGUACAAUUUAAAUCAAAAACAUAAACCUAAUAAUAAGUGUUAAAAUGGUUAAAAAUUUAAAGCAAAUUACCCUUUACCAUGUUUCAACAAGACAACAUUACUCUUUUUUAGCUGCUAUGCGUGUCCAUUUCUGAACUAAGAGACGACAAGAGGUAAACAAAUCAAGAAAUGCAGCUCAGGAUAUAUUAAAGCAACAGAGAGCCCAAAGCCGUCUAAAUACGGUAAAUAAUAUUCAAAAUUCAAGCUGUUUUGAGUUUUUCUGCUGUUGAACACCAUAGCAAUGCUUUAAACAAGACCCAGUAUAUGUAAGAGCUGGGUAGAAUCAAUAAGCUAAUUUCAACCCAAACCUUGUCUAUUUGUGACUUUCAUAUUUAGUGUAAUUGUGAACAAUUUUGUUUAAUUUAUUUUAACACAGAAAAAGAACCAGAGAGUGAAAGCUCUCAACCUUUCUACAUCUUUGGCUGCAGAAGAGAAAGAUCAGUACAUGAAGUUCAUGACCAUAGACUAUAUGUCAUCGGAACAUUCUAUGUCAGAAUCUGAGGAGGGCGAGUCGAACAGUGAGCAUGGCUAUGAAAGCUCAGACUCAGAGAGGCCAAAGAAGAAAGUUUUUUGUGUAAGCUCACUUCAGUGGCGGAGUCCUGCACUAACUCAGGUCAUGCACAGUCUUGACCAAAAGUCAACACGCAGAAGGAGUGCAAAAGGUGCUAAUAUGUUAGUGGAAAGGCGUCGUACAGGCAUAAUCUCGAGCCGCCUUGCUCCUGAUGAUGCUGAUCCCUUUACACUGGCAUAAUAGGUACUUUCUGCCCUCCUUUUGUACAUGUAACCUUAUUUCUAAGGGGGUGAUUACAUGGUGACUUUCAGCUUAGUUAGAAGGGGCUGAGAUUUCAGCCCAGGAUGCGAGGAUGAAAAAGCUCCAAAAAGCCCAUGUAAUUGGAAUGGAAUUUCAGCCCAGGCUGAAAUGGGACCUUGGACAUAUGUAGUGAUUGUUUUUUUCAAUGUAACGAAAUCACUGAAGCUGGCAGUUGCAAAGGAGAAAAGAUUUACAUUUGGUCAUGUAAUCACAACAAAAUUCCAGCCCCUUAAUCAGGCUGAAAUUUCUCAUGUAAAUCACCUCCUUAUUCAUUGGUAUUUUUUCUGCAUUUUUGGCUAAGAAAACAAAAUUAACUUAAAGGGAAGUAAUUUUGGAGAAAGGAGAAUGAAAUGUUAAUUAUUUGGCCUUGAUAUAUAAGACUUUUGCAAUUGAUGAUCAAGCAAUAUACAUGUACAAAUAAUUGUUGUAUCCCUGUACUGAAAUACAUGUACAGGAACUCAGGUUUUGAAAUGAAAAUUCAGUUCAAUGAAGGGUGCUGUUUCUAUGUGGUAGCAACUUAGUCUUCAAAUAUUUCCUAAAAGCUACAUGUAUGUGUAAUUGAUUGAAUGCUGUCAUUUCUUGUUAUGUGACAGCUUCAUCUAAUUAGCUAAGUGAAGCUAUUCUACUGUCCUUAAUUUUUCAAAUUUACAUUGAACUGACUCAUGAAUUGCAAAAUGGGAGAAUUACAUCAGCCAUGCUAUGACUUGUCAUAUCAAGUACAAAAUUUUUGAAGAUCAGUUAACAAAUUGAAAGCAUUUAAUAUUUUAAGUAUUUUUGGGUAGGCUUACUGUUUCAAAUUGUGUAGCUUAAUUUUUACCGUGUAAAAAUAUUUGAAGAGUAUUUGAAGAUAUUUAUAAUAUUUAUUAAUACCAAGCUGAUCAGGGACAGACCAAUUAACAAAUCAAAAGCAUUAUAUGUAGGUGUAGGCAUUCUUGAUUAUGAUUCGUUUCAAAUUCAAGUUUCAAGUUUUAUUUGUUCACAUCAGAUGGUUAUUACUAGGCUGCCUUGCAAAUAGUGAAGAGCUAAUCAUGGCAAGCCAGACUGUAGACAAAUAAUUUUACACAAUUUUAUACAAUAAAUAUUCACAUACAAUUACAACAUGUAGACAUUAAUCUUCAUGCUUACAAACAUCUAGGUAUUAGGAUAAUAUGUAAAUAGGAAAACUACAGACUAAACAUAAUUACAGUCAAUAAUUAAUCUUUCAUCUUAUUAAUUAGAGUAUCUAUGUCGACAUAGGAGUUUUCAGUUACUAUUUACAUGCUAUUCGUUACUAUUUACGAUUCUAUAUGCGAUUAGUUACUAUUUACAUACUUUAGUACUUUUUCAAAUUGUUACAAGUGCAAGCUGUUUACCAUGUAACAAUAUGUGACUUGGAUCUAAUUUUUAUUUCAUAAUGUAGUAAAUAUUUGCAUGGUGCUGGACAUACUUGCAUUUUGUUUCGUUUCUUAUUUCUCUCUGAUUCCACCCCGUUGAGCAAAUAUGUGUUAACGUUUACUUCUGCCUUAAAGAGCAAAACUGUUCAAAAAUGAAAUAUUUGAUUGCGUUUGUACAUGGAACAAAUAAGGCGUAAACGUGUAUCUUUGCCACAACAAAGUUUCAGCAAAUGUUCACUUACACGUAUUUUUACAGGAUAUGUAAAGAAUAAGCAAAUUUAGAAUUUUGCCUGCGAUGCCUUCCUUGCAAACAAUGGUCAAACAUGACAUUUGACUUCGCCGCAAAUAUGACCAAAGCGAGGCAAAUAUAGUCUUUGGUAUCAGUGCAAAUCCGUCCUUUCGUGCAGUAAAUUUAUUUAUUUACCUGGUAUUUACUGCCGCAGUAAAGUUGAAUUUUUUUCGCAUUUGCUACGCUAUGUAAAUAUCUGCAAACAUGAAGUUUACUUUUUGUGCAAAGGUCAUCAAAGCGAAUGAAACAUUUCUUUUGUUUCGUAUUUGCUGUCAAUGUAAAUAUGGAGUAAAGGCAAUAUUCAACGUCUUUGCUUUACUUGUAAUUGUGGUGCAAACACAAAGUUUGACUUACGUGCAAGUACGAUCAAAGCAGUUUAAAGAUAGUAUUUGCUACACAUGUAAAUCCAUCAUUUCGCACAGCAAAUUUAACAAUUUAACUCGCCUUUGCUGCAACAGAAAAGUUGUCGCAAAUGUGCAGCUUUUCUUUACAUUUGCUAUGAUAUGUGAACAUUGAGUAAAUGCGGUAUUUACCAUCUUUGCUUUGCGUGCAAAUAUAAUGCAAUUAAAAAAAUUGCAUCUGAGCAAAUAUGAACAAAGUCUAUCAAAUGUGGUAUUUACUUUUCAUUUACUACGAUUUUGCUACGGUUGUAAAUCCGUUUUUUCGUGCAGUGGAAAACACAUGUUAUAAAUGAUUUUUCGUGCAUUGAUUUGCUUUUCACGCAGGACGGCAACGCCAAAUGAAGUCUUUUGAAAAAAAUAAAGAUAUAUUUUAAGUUAGAAUUUCGCGAAUGGCUGGAUACGUUUACCAUCUCUUACGGCGCCACAAGUUAACCUCAGUGCAGUGAAUGAAAGUAGCGUUGUUUGAUUCCCUACUGCAAAAGCAGCGCUCGUGACCGUUACUUUUGCACCCGCAUUUUGUUACAUUUCUACCAGUUUCAUCACGUAGUUUGCAAUAUUAUUUUCCUUCCUUUAAUUUCAUCUCUUAAACAUUGAUUCUAGGACGUAGGUAUGUUGAGAGAAACAUAGCGACAUCGAUUUCGUCAUCUAAUUUCCUUUCUUUUUCGUUCCUCUUUCUUGUGACUUUCGAAGUGCAUGAAUUGUGUUUCUAUUUCGCUGUGUUCUCUAUUUGUUUGUAAUUUAUGCACACCUUUUAUUUUAGCUCUCACUGUGUUCUACUUUAAGUCAUUGGAGCAGUCCUCAGUUACGCCUAAAGCAGCCAUGUUCAACCCACGAAAGAAAACGUCGAGCAAGGUCGGAAAAGCAGAGCAGAAACGGAAGGGAAAGGCGCCUAUGUUUUAUAGACGUGGCAUUUUUUCCAAACGUGCUGUUAGCGACGAUGAAGCAAAACCAUGGGCUGCUGUUGGGACUUGGUUUCUUGGACCGAAAGCGGAGAAUGCUGACGUGUUUAUUGAACUAAUGAAGGACGCCAUAAAAGCCCACAUGGACUUUCGCCACGGGUACGUAACAAAAUUCUAUUUUACUGUAGCCUCUUAUUUACGUCUGUUGCUUUGGCAUGGCUUUCUUUAUCAGCUUUUAUUCCGAGUCUGUUCACUAAUACCACACUUACUCUUUGCAUUACACGCAACUUAAAAGAAACCAGGGCAAAGAGUUCUCAUAAAAGGAUUUUGAUGAGCUAGGAGUGUAUUACCUGAUUCAAGAAACCGUUGUUGUUCCCAAGGUUUAUCAGCCCAAUUUCGGUUGGGUUUUGAACUUAACUUUGAAAUGUGUCAAAUGCAGACAUGCAUCAGAUAUGUCUGCUCCUAAGUGCAACAUGAAAUGCAACAAUAUUUUAUUUCUCUAGUUUCUACCCUUGUGAUCCACCGUACGUCACGGACGAGCUGCGACAAGCAGAGUCUUUCAAAAAAUCCUAUGAGAAAAUGAAAAUGGAAUUGGAUAAUCUUCAGAAGGACAUGUACAGAUCUGUUCCAUUUUUUAGCACGAGAUACAAGGUAGGUUUUAAAGAUUGACCCCGUCAAAGGUUGAGAGUCAGUCGUGUUCUGAACGCGUUUGCGGUUGCGAUUGCUAUUGUGGUUUCCCAAGAAUCCAAACAUUGUUUAUAACCUGAUCCUCAUUUCAAGUCGUGCAGUGUUUGUUACGCAACUGUAUGCACAGAAUUUCAAGCAGACUGCAUUUCAAUGAAUAAUCCGGCGUUAAAAGAGCAACCGCAACGAAAUCCAAAGUAAUAUCCAAACUUCCGCAGUUUAAGCCAGGGCAUUUCAAUUAAGUUAAUAAUUGUCCGCCCUAAUCGGAUGAAAAAUUAAUAUAAAGAGUCAAGUGUCAAUUCCGAAUUCAUCAUGUGCUACGUCGAAAUAUUCAUCUAUGAAUCAUUUUCCUUGAGACUUCUCUUUAUACAACACGCACGUCAACAAGCUGGAAUUCUGGAAAGAAAACUCAACAGAAAUUUUAAUGAACUCGACCGAAAAAGGUUGUUUCAUACGCACUUAAUCGCCAAUCCGCAAAUAAAACUCCCGCAACAUUUUUACGCUUGACGGCAAACAGGAUAAAACGAACAAAAUUACCAUGUUUUACCUCUUCGUUAUUUAGCUUUAACUCUUUCAUACUGAGAGUAAGAACAAAUUGAUGAGCUUAGCAUUCACGCAUGAACUUCACUUUUAGGGACAUGUCAACUGGGACACUGCAGUUCCCGCAAAUCUUGGUUACAUGGCCUCCAUUUUGUGGAACCAAAACAACUGCGCAGCUGAGGGUGGACCGGCAACUACUGGUUACGAGGUCCGAGUUGGUGGAGACCUAUGUGAAAUGGUCGGCCUGAAUAGGGAUACCAGCUUGGGGCAUUUGGUAGCUGGAGGAUCUCUCGCUAACAUUGAAGCGAUAUGGGUGGCAAGAAAUCUUAAGUACUAUGCACUGGGACUUCAAGAAGCAUUGCUGAAGGAAGAACAGUUAAAAGGCGCACGUGAUUACAAGGUAGAAACAGAGUUCACCUGUUACGUUCAAGAAGCUAAAUGUGGUCUUUUUAUUUUUCGGAUGGCUUGCAGUGGUUGGAAACUAACUGAAAUUCUUUUGUUUUCGAAUUCUUUAUUAUCUAGAUACACCUUCCUCAGAAUGAUACUCCAACUCUUUUGAUCAACGCUACACAAUGGGAACUCCUCAAUCUGGAUACUGACACAAUCAUCAAGAUGCCCUCUGAGGUGGCAACCCAGGCUAAAAUUGAUCGGGCAGCGCUUCGGAAAAUCUUGGCUAACUACCUCUACGAGUCCAUCGGUGCUCAGGAAUUCUGCAAUCGUCAUAUGCUAACUACAACACCUUGUGUUGUGGUUGCUAGUACCUAUCAUGUGUCCUUCCUCAAAGCGGUCACCAUCACGGGUCUUGGAAAAGAGUGUCUGGUGACAGUUCCUGUUGAUGCGAACGCUCGCAUGAACUCUCAGGGUAAAAAGGACAUUGAGUCGUAAAACGGUUUAACCCUUUCACUCCCACAAGUGACCAAGACAAAAUUUCUCCUUACAAUAUCAAUACAAUAUCAAGCAAGUAGGUGAUGGGAAUAGAGAAGAAUAUCGAUUAUGGGAUUAUUAGCUGAUCCAAUACCAAAUUCUCUGAGCUAACAUCAUAAGAAUUGUAUGGCAGACAGUAAGGAGAAUUACUAAUUAGAUCUUGGGAGUGAGAGGGUUAAGUUAUAAAAAUAUCCAUUUUUCCAGCAUAUUUUUGUGUUUUGGCGACCAUGGAUGAAAGAAGUCAGAAGAGGUUGAAUGGUUCGUGUAGUUUUCUUUUUACCGGGCAGAUUUCUUUGUAACAUGCAUUCCAACCUUAUUCAAAAGACUGACUGAUAGAAACUUCCCAAAAAUACAUUUUGUCAAAAAAUGUUACAAAUGUAGUACAGAAUAUGCACCAGGAUUGGAUCUAGGGGUAAGGUUCGACGAUCCAGAUACCCCCUCCUCUACUCAUCAGAUCUAUUUGGUUUUUACUUCCCGUUUGUAACCUAACGACAGGAUCAUAUGUAGCUAAUUAACUUGAGAUGUUAAAAAUAUACUUAUUAUGCUCUGAUGUAAAAAAAUCUGUAAUUUUUAAAUCAAAAUUCCCCCCUUACUAAGCUGACUUUCCUAAUUUAUAAUCUUUACACACUAUGAUGUGAACCCUCUCAAUCUACAUGUACUUUGGUGUCUGAUUGUUGUCUUUUUGUUUCUGUUAUUAAGUGCUGAAAAUUAUUCUGCGAGAGAAGUUGUCGAAAAGAAUCCCUGUCAUCAGUGUCAUCAGUAUCAUGGGGACAACUGAAGAGAGUGCAGUUGAUCCACUUGUAGACAUCCUUUCAAUAAGGAAAAAGCUAAGUAAAGAGGUAUUACAACCUUUUUUAUCAGACUUCUAUUGCAUUUGCAAAACAGAUUUGACCGAAAGGACCUUUUCAUUUCUAUCAAACCUUCCUUUUUUAAUUAAAAGGACCAAGUCGCAAAAUUCCUCUAUGCAAUUAAUGAAUAGAACGUGUUGGAGAUAAGUUACACCCUUUGCGUAAAUUAUCUCAGUCGAAAAAGUUUCUCUGUUCAAAAGCUGUUUAGACUGAGUGUCGUACAACGAAAACCACAGAGCUCGCGAUAGUCAAUCAAAAUAGAGCUAAAUACUAUAAGGAGCCGAAGAUAACUCGAAGUAAAUGCUUUUAAAUCACACUCAGAGCGGCAAAAGGCGAGUGAUCAAGCGAUGUAUCCUUUUUAAUAUGAUUGAUUGUGAGGGUUGCAUGGGUUUUUCUUGACCAAUAACAGGGCGUAGUAGGGAAUUAAAUAUAUACGAAGCCGUAAUACUUUCGAAAUUUAGUUGAAGAACUUCUUUGUGAGGACAUUUCACGAUUCCCGUCAUUCCAGAAUUGAGCACAAAUUAAACGAGGAAAUCAAUUUUUCUUUACAGGGGCUGAAUUUUAGUAUCCACGCGGACGCAGCCUGGGGAGCAUACUUCUCAUGCAUGUUCCGUGAACAUCAUGAUCCUUUAAUACCAACAAAAGAAGGCUUUGUUCCUGAACUCCAGCUUAAUAGCCACGUUACAGAGCAGCUGAAGGCUCUGAACCAGUGUGACACCAUUACCAUAGAUCCUCACAAAUCUGGAUUCUGCCCGUACCCAGCUGGGGCAAUCUGCUACCGUAACAAAGAUCUCAAUAACUUCCUUUCUUUAACCAGUGAUGUAGUCUACUAUCAUGGUAAUAUCAACUUUGGAGACCUUAGCCUAGAAGGAUCAAAACCUGGCGCAGCUGCCGCUGGAGUGCUGCUUGCCAACAGGGUAAGCAGCAGGAAAAUGAGUUCCCUUCUGGCACAGCAAUAAAAGAACAUCCUAAAAAAAUCAAUCGCCUUAAAAUUGUAUUUCAUCAGUCAAACAGAAAACUCCGCAUACGAAUCAAGGGUCAAAUCGUGUUUUUUAGUCGAGCUCGCCUACUUAUUAUCUCCGGGUUGCUUCCCUCUGUAUAACUAUACAACUACGAAACUUUGAAAAUAUUACGUUUUUUUCCUCCACAAUGUCCUAUUGAUUGAACAGAAAUUCGCGAAAAAAAAUUUUUCUCAGCAGAAAAUUUGUUUCAGGGGAUCAACAUCUGCUUUAUGGCAAAAUUCACUUUCGCGAAAUUUCUAAGAAUGGAGCCAGAUUUAUUCUGUUUACGUGUUGUUAUAUCCAGGUGAUUGGGCUGCACAAGAAUGGAUAUGGCCGGAUCUUGGCCGAGUGCAUGUUCACCUCGAAGAUCCUUUAUUGCUACUGGGUUUGUAUGGCAAAGGAUCAUGACGAUUUCGUAUGUGAAACAACCAAGCCACUUCCAACCGAAACAAUCCCUAUUGCCCCCAACAGCGAUGUCAAGGUUGAUUACAAAACUUUCAUAAAACGUAACGUGUUGGGGAAAUCCAAUGAAGAGCUGUUUAAGGUAAUGCCAAGCCCCUUACGUACGCGUCAUUUUAGGAUGUAACUAAAACUCAGUUAGUAAACUUACGUAAGUUUAGCAUUUUAAUUUUUCCUUUUUCAGGACGAAUACACAAUGCACAUCCUCAAAGAAAUUGGACCUGAUACCAUGAUUCCUUGCUUCUCCGUGAAUAUCCGCGGAAAUAAAGAUGUGAACCAAUGUAAUGCUAUCGUCGGUGCAAUUUUUAACGACCUGAGCUACGCUUCCACCGAACAAUCUGAACAGCGGGUCCCUAUGAUUGUGACGUCUUCUACAAUGCAAGAUCACAAGUACAGCUUAGCUCUGAAGAUAUUCAAGGAAAGACUUGGGGUGAAAAAAUGUUAAACAUUGCAUUUUUUCCUAGAUUUCUGCUGUUUUUUUCAUGUUGUUAUCAUUUUGGUGCUGCCAAGUAAAGCCAUGUUGAUACGCUUUAAGAUAAAAAAAAAAGUAACACGCACCUCGAUUGAGUACCGUUCAAUUGAAAAAAAAUUUAAAUUUAAAUACGUUAAAGGACUCACAGAACCCGGAGUAAAACAAAGCAUUCUGCCUAAGCGUAGGAAAUCGCCGGUGACCAAGUUACUACAGAGUGAUUGAAAGAGUGGCACAAGUUUUUUAAAACAGAUAAAGGAAAGCCAAUCUUUUUAAUUAAUCUUUUUGUUUUCCUUUUUUUCACAGCUGAGCACGGACAACAAAGAAGGAGUGAAGUACGUUAUCACCACAUGUCUGGAUCCGUGGUCCACUUCGUUGGAAUUCAUGGACGACCUUGCUGACAUCAUGAGAAACACAAUCCUCAAUGCUAUAGGAACAGUAAGUGUGUCAUGCUAUAAAUAUAAUAAACUGUUAAAGGAAGAUGAUCUGUUUUAUUUUUUUGUUAAGAGCGAGCAUUAAAGAAAAGAUUCGCCAUGAGGUCGAAAUGGGGGGAGUUUAUGGAGGAAUAAGCCACACACCAGGUUUGGAAGUGAUAUACGUGUGAUCUACAUACUGAAGUAAACAGAAUUGUAGUGUUCACUGCAUAAUCACCGCCCCAUUUUUUAACUUUGAGACAUAAACUUCAGUUUGAUUGAUGUCGAUACACAUUAUAAUCAUUUGAUUAUUUAAACGGUAACUUCUCUCCUUCAGGUUACGGACAAGAAAGAUUGCCACAGUUUUGUUUGUACAGACAAGGUGAAUAGUCAGAACGAAGUGUUCGUGUGUUAUGUUGGAAGCUUUGGAAGCUUUCGCCAAACUCAGCACCAGUACUUCUCAGUUGCAAGGUUUAAGUUCCACUCAAAAGCCGAUGUGGUUACUUUCGAUGACACUGUGCAGAAAGCUGGUAACCAGCCUGUGGUGAUGCAAAAUCUCAAAAGCGAACCGAGGGUGCUUCAUGACCUGCUGUUUAACGAUUCAGGGGAAAAAAGAGAAACCGUGAAGUUUAAUUUUUUUGUUGGCCUCCCCAAUGGAAAUAAUAAACCGUUCAUGACGGCCGACAUGGAGAUCAAAGACGUGCCCCGCUAUGACCACUUCGACAAAGCCAAUACACAGUACCCUCAUGUUGCUACCUACGUCAUGUAUGGUGACUUGAAUGAUGCCUACCUGUUCCAUUAUCCGACAAAGUGCCCUGAUUACUUGCAGGUGAGUCAUCGGAGAGAUAUCUUACAGGUCAACAGCUUGCUUUGUGGUUUCUGCUCUUGUCAAUACGGAUUUACUGAUGGACUGAUGGUCAAACGUGCUGUUUUGAUUAUACUUUCUUCUUUAAUCGGCUUGAAGCUUGGCUGGCCUCUAUAGCAUCAAAUAAUCUAGGUGUUGUUAAUAAAUUCCAUUUUAAGAUACGUUUUGUAUUCGAUCAAUGGAGGCGGUAAAGUGAACCGUAUUUUUUCUUCUUCCCUCUAGAUUGUCAGACUUACAGAAGUCCAUGAAGGCUUGGGCGAUGAUAGUGAAAAAUCCGUGAUUCUGAAGCAAGGCGUGGAUGCUGAGUUGCCCAAGGUUCCCGGCUCCCCAACCACUGACCCUAUAACUUGGAAGAUCAAGGACCCCUUGAAAGAAACCAAAUACGACAUAGAAUUCGUAGGAAUUCAAGGGAAGGAAAUUAAAACCACUGUCAUGAUACAAAAGAAGAUUUGGUUUGACGGUGAAGUGCUAAACAAAUCUGCAGUUGCAUAAGAACAUAGUAAAAUAAGAGAGUCCUGCUGAAUACUAAUUGUGAUAUUGGCCUUAGGGCAGAUAAAAGGAAUAUGUUUCUGUUCUAGUCUCAUUAAGCUGACAGAGUUUGGAAAUUAGCUCCACGCAUACUGCUUAGGCCUCGAUACUGUUGAUUUAGGUUCCUUUCAAAGUAGUCUACGGUGAGUGAAAAUCACGUGACAGUUACGCUGUCACGAUGUCUUAGUCUUUCAAGUUAGUCUGUAACGAGUGACAAUCACGUGAUAAUUACGCUGUCACGAUGUCUUAGUAAAUGGAAUCCGAUAGUUAUUGGUGUAAUGGGAGGCGAACCUAACAUUCAAUUAGACUUGAAAAGCAUUGCGAGGUCGUUGAUGUAGAAUACUUAGAGAAGUAGUUUUAACCAACUGUUGGAUGUGGUUUGCUGCAUAACAAUAAAGUCGAUUAGCUGACAAGUUAUUUUUGUCAUUUUUAACUUUUUUCCAUCCUAAUCGCGAAUGCUAGGAUACUCAUGGUUUACAAUGGAAAUGACUUUUUGCCGUCACGUUGGAUAACAAAAAGUGAAAAAUAUUAUAAUUUCUCGUGAAAAUUGAUAGAUACUCCAUUAUCACCAAGACAGAAUAUAAACUGAUAUUUUCAUGAUUAUCUCUAAUCAGUCGGGUAAUUAUCGCCCAUUUCCGGAUCGAAUCCACUGAUUUCCUUCCUGUUAGACCGGCCAAACGACUUAUGAUCAAAAUCAAAUAACCAGCAAUUAUCUGCCCUUCUAAAACUGUUGCCUAUUAAGGACUAUCACUAAAUUGUCGCAUUUGGAAAUAUAGUGAUAACCAAAUUAACUUCGCAAUAUCAACUCAAGGAUUGAUUCAGAAAUUUACGUGAUAUCACGAUCAACUGUUUGUAUCUUGUCAGACCUCCCAGUCCAAUAAAAGCUGUAUUUGUGACAGUUAUUUACCUUCAAACCACACACCUGGUACCCGUGAUAUGAUUGUCAUGAAUCACUUUACAAAACAAUCCUUUGCUGUCACAUGCUAUCAUUAGUUAUUCAAAGGUAGUUACCUCAGAAACCGUUGCUGGUGAAGAAGUCAAAAGUGCAGUUGUCAAGACCUUGGAGUUAAAUUUUUUGUCGAAAUCGAAGUCAGGUGAAUCAGGAAUAGCAGGAAGAAUGGAAGAACGUUUGCUCAUGAGACUGGUGGUUGGACAGUUGCUGCUGGUUGUCGUAUCCUCAGCAGGUACGAGAUUGUAUUUUCCUCACAUGGCUUAUAUGUUUUCUGGUUUGUGUACUACGUUGUUCAGUGAACCAUGGCUUUCUCAAUGGUGAUUUUAAACUCCCCCCUUAGAUAGAAUACCAAAACCACUAUCCAGGGGUGAAUCAGUAACACCCAUGGCUGACUAUGGUCAAAGCUGUCAAAAAUUUAGUCUUAUUAACACUACCUGGCGGUCCAAAUAAUAGUAUAAAGAGAGAUCAAGAGGACUACCAAAAAAUAUUAGCAUUUAUGAUAAUCAUGAUUUGCGAUUUCCGCCCAUUAAUUUGGAUUGUCAAAACAACUAACAUAAUGCAAUUUCUCUAUAAAUUCCACCGCCGAGCCAUUUCAAAACUUAAUUGAGGCUGAUCGUAAGUUUCACAAGUUUGAAAUCAAAAAUUGAUUGCAAAUUUUUGGCUCGAGUUCUUGAGUUUUCGAAAGAACAGUUUCAAAUUCUUAACAAUUGUUUAUGAAACAUAAAUGGGCAAAAAAAGUUUGAUUUAAUUCAAAUUCUUUGUAUCCAAAUAUUCGGCUUGUCUGAGACACUAGUUUCUCACACAGGACCAUGUAAAGACAUUCUAUCAACACGUUGUACCUACAGAGGCGAUUUUGGCUUCUCAGAGUCCCUCUCUGCUCCAAUGAUAACGGAUGAAUACUUGCAAAUAGUUAUUUCAAGGAAAAAAGCAUCAAUCAGCACACCAUCAAUGGAUUAUGAAGUUUGUUACUGACUUAGAAUAAUUGCGCACCCACCUUAGAGCGCAUAAAAUGCUGAAAUCUAUACUAAUUUGAAUUUAAUUCCAAAUUUUUUAAAUAUAACAGCAUUUCCUGCUUUUUUUUGUUGAUGUUUUGUUUUGUUUUGUUUUGUUUUUUCUAAGCUCCACAAGCACAGUAUCAACUUCGUCGUCCAGUUCAGACGAAUGCGCAAACACGUACCUUUCCCCAAAACACACUGGGUAGACAGACAGGUCAGUCUAAGAAUUAUACAUCUUAAAAAGCAGAUACUCAUCAUAGUAUUUGCCCAUCUCAGGUUUCUUUCCACAUGCAACAGUCUCUUAAGAAUGGUCUGUUUAUUUUGGCAGGUCCACAAACGCAAUUUCAAUUUAGGCGUCCAAUUCAGAUGGGUGCACAGGCCCGCAGUUUCCUUCCAAACCGUUUGAACGCAAAGAGAGGUACGACUCGACAGGAAGCACGUUUACAUUCUUUCAAAAAUUGCCAUGAUGAAGUAGUGUAUCGUGUAUUGUAUUUACACAUUUCAAUAAAUAUUUCACAGAAUUUUGCAAUUUCAGACGCAGAAGAUCUAGAAUUUCUAACAAAAAAUAUCUGUAGCUUUUGAGAGGGCGCGUACGUACGGUCCAGAUGGAUGAGUUGGAUCGAGAAGGAAAGAAAGAAAGGAGCGUCAAUAAGAUUCAACAAAAAUAGAGAAGAUUGCAACUUAUGAUCAACCCCCACACUUCCCCCUGUCCCCCGCAAAGAAUUCACACCGUUGUAUUUUUAUCAAUUAGGUUAUACAGCUGGACGUUACCCACCUCUCCCAUCCAGAACAGGGGCACAGUUACCGGCUGACAACAGGAAUUUUAUCCCCAAUAGAUUUGACAUUCCAGCGAGUAAGUUACAAUGAAAAGUAAAAUUGGGAAUGUAUGGCAUGUGUCCUGUCUACUGUUAGCACCGUCUUUGUCGAAAAAUAGUUGAGAGGGAAUAGAAUAAGGAAGGUAGAUCAUCGAAUUAAGAUAAAUGUAACUGGUCUUGUCACGAACGCGGGACAAAUAUAAAAUCUAACUCCUUGAGGAGGAACCCAAUCACAAGACAUUCGGACCAUCGAUUACUCCCGAAAACCUCAAAUUUCUUUCUUUGUUUUGAGUCAUUCUCAUGGGAGUGCUUGGUUCCAGUUCUGACAAGAGAUAAGCUGGUUAAAAAGUAAUUACAUUAACUUCCCUAGUAAAGCGUUUUAAAAAUGAAUCAUGAGCGAAGUGUUGAGAAAAUGGUCGCAGUAGCAUACUGUUUACGAUGAAAGGCAACUGCUCUGAAUGCCUUCAUUUUAUUAAAAAGGGAGUGGUUAAUUUCGAGAAUUAUUUAUCCAGAACAAAUUUGGGUCCUGGUUCAGUUUUGUUUUAUGUAGUCUUCACUAGUGCACACAAAAGCUUAUAUCAAUUUUUCGUUUCAGGUGUUAUACACAAAAAGCCUGGAUCAUCAGUAGGUUGGUAAUCCUGCAGCUUGAUCACAUGACGCUUGUUCAGUCAUUUUAUAUUGAGGUUCUCCAUCUGCAGUACGCAGCAACCUAAGAUAGUUUAAUAUCAUUAAAUAUAUCACUGGAUUUUAUGACAAUUACUGUGAUGCCCAGACUGUUGUACUUUUCGGCAUGAAACGUAAACUUGUACAUCAGUUGAUAUCCUCUUGUUAAUCUUAAUGUGACCAAAUCAUUCCAGUGCAAAUUACAAAAAAAAAAAACGAAACUUUUGCGGCCAAACAUCGAUUUCUAACGUUAUUUAAGUGUUUGUUAAUUUUCUGAGUGUAUGCUGGCACCAUGAGUAUUUAUGUAAUAUUUUUCUUUUCUAAUCAUCAGGGUGUGUUGGGGUUGAUCCUUGUGGAUUACUUCCCCCCUAUUCUUCACCAGCUCUCCCACAUGCUCCCCCUCCGCUACCUUACACCGGAUUCCCCCCACCACCUGUCCCAUACGGCCCCCAGGGGUACGCUCAAUCAGCCCCCAUGGCUCCCAAUGGGUAUGGUAUGCACUCAAUCAACACCAUGGCUCAGGAUGCAGCGGCGGCAAUGGCCGCUAAAUUAAAACUUCUUGGUGGGACACAUCCUGAGAAAAAAUUCGUGCCACAUCUUCCUCCCAUGGGGAGACCACAGCCGGGAAAACCUCCUUAUAACCCUCCACCUCCGGCUCCCGAGCCACCAGCAGCAACAGCAUUUGUCCCAGGGCUGCCAGGCCAGCUGCCAUAUCAGCAGCCAUUUGGCUACAAUCAACAAGGCAUGCCUCCUCAAACAGCUGAAUUCGGCGCCCAACCGGCUCCCGGGUUUGCUCAGCCGGUAGCGCCUCCGAUGCAAGGAAGCUUCGCUGAUCAGCAACCUCUACCGGUUGAGUUUUGAUUGUAUUACAUGGCUGAGAAAAUCAGUUUAUACUACAACCUACUUGUGGCACUUAAAAUGUUCCUCCACCUGUACAGUGUAUUUGUUAGAGGAACACACUCAAUUGUUCAGAUUGUCCUACUACGGCGCCUAAAUGAUUAAAAAAAAAUCCUCAUUACUGUUCGACAAUUUACAAUGAUAGUCUAUCAGCUGAUUUCUAUAGAAACAUUCACUACCCGGUUACGCCAAGCAAGAGUGCCUCUCUUGCGCUGCAACAAUUCCUAACAAAUAGUAAAAAAAAACAAAAAACAAAACCCUCAGAAAGUUCAUUUGUUUCCAACUAAGGCAUAACUUAUUGUAUUUUAGGCACCAGCUACUUUUCCCCAGGACCAGGCCCCUGCAUUUACCCCUCAGCAGCCAUUGUCCACGGGACCUCAACAGGUAGAAACACCACAGCUGGUUAACAAUGAUGACCCUCAAGUGCCUUUUUCAGCUGAGAUGAAUCAACCCCCUGCGUUUAAUGAUCCAGGACAACAAAUGGCACCUAAUGGUAAGUAAAGUAACUUGUAUUCAGUAACAGUGAUUAAAAAGUUCACAUAUUUACAACAAGCUGCGUUAAAGUCACGUCAUAAAUAUGCCUGUAGGAAUAUUUCUAUGUAUAUAUUAAUGUCUCAAACAAGAAAAAAAAAACACACACAAACAAACAGAACUAGGCUAGUUAAACAAUACGCCUAGGUUUUGAAAUGCUAAGUGGGUAGUAUUCCAAACAAUUGACACUUAUGACUUUAAUCUCCAUUUAAUAGGCUCUUUUGACUUGGCAAAGAAGAGAAUGAUGGCUUUAAAACUAAAAGGUCAAAUGAAGAGAUUUGGAGUUCCGAGACCAGUACAGAAAUCCAGGCUGGCACCCAAGCCCUUGUUCAAACGACAUUUCUAAUAUAAUUUCUAAAUAAAUGAUGAUUUAAACCUGAGUAAAUCUAAUUUAAUAAAUCUAAAAUAUAUGACGCUUUUCAUUCAUGACUCUUGCUAUUUCUCUGGUAAAAGUAAAGACAACUAAACAGGG
Messenger RNA from Pocillopora meandrina, 21207 nucleotides. The record is from the annotation of a GenBank genome assembly. Lineage: Eukaryota; Metazoa; Cnidaria; Anthozoa; Scleractinia; Pocilloporidae.